Messenger RNA from Microstroma glucosiphilum, 840 nucleotides. RefSeq lists its product as hypothetical. Gene Ontology annotation, molecular function: structural molecule activity; clathrin heavy chain binding. Lineage: Eukaryota; Fungi; Basidiomycota; Exobasidiomycetes; Microstromatales; Microstromataceae. Gene Ontology annotation, biological process: clathrin-dependent endocytosis; intracellular protein transport; clathrin coat assembly. The record is from RefSeq and is a predicted model, not a curated record. The transcript is spliced from 3 exons. The coding region runs from base 1 to 840 and encodes 279 amino acids. Gene Ontology annotation, cellular component: clathrin coat of coated pit; plasma membrane; clathrin coat of trans-Golgi network vesicle.
AUGUCCUUUGACUUUGGCUCUUCCAACAGCAACAGCAACGAUCCCACUUCCGACUUUGUCUCCAAGUUCCCCGACCUGGACGGAGAGGGAGGCGAUGCAGCCCUCACUGCUGCUGCCACUGGCACUGGCACUGCUGGCGGAAUGAGCAGUACGGGCGGAGGUGCUCCUGGUGGAUGGGGAGAGGAAGACGAUAUGGAUCUUCUUGGUGGGGGAGCUUCUAGUGGAAGUGCACCCGUGGGGAAUGAGAAGCCGAGGGAUGAGAGGGAGGCAUUUGAGAGUAGUUUCCCGGAGCUUGAUGAUCCGGAUUUGAACGGAGGAGGAGGAAGCAGCGCGCCUAUUGAUGCUCAGCCCACUGUGAGCGCCAGCAAUACCCAAGUCUCCGGUCGUGGUCCCAGUCCAUCCCACUUUGAAGCCUCGUCUACAAAUCGCUUCACCAAUCAAUUCGACGAUGAAGAAGAACCCGAACCUAUGCGAGAAUGGCGUCACACUCAAGGAGACUUGAUCGCUCGACGUGAUGCCGAAGGAGAACGUCGUAAAGCCGAAGCCGUCUCUCAAGCAGAACGCGAUAUUGAUCAAUUCUACAAGGAGUAUAAUGCUAAAAAAGAAAAGAGUAUUGCAAAGAAUAAAGAGGUGGAGGCGGAAUUUACUGAAAAGAGGAACAGGGAAUUGGCAGAGGGGACUACUUGGGAUCGGAUUACCAAGUUGGUUGAAUUGCAGAAUUCGCAGAGUAAGACGAUUGCUCCUGGAGGACCGGGAAGUACGGAUUUGUCCAGGUUCAGAGAGCUGCUGCUCUCUCUUCGCAGGGAAGGAGAAACCGCCCCCGCUGCCGGUGGCUACUAG